This is a messenger RNA of Mangifera indica (mango), 922 nucleotides long. RefSeq names its product dof zinc finger protein DOF1.5-like. The transcript has a single exon. Gene Ontology annotation, biological process: regulation of DNA-templated transcription. NCBI's taxonomy places the organism in Eukaryota, Viridiplantae, Streptophyta, Magnoliopsida, Sapindales, Anacardiaceae. Gene Ontology annotation, molecular function: DNA binding; DNA-binding transcription factor activity. The record is from RefSeq and is a predicted model, not a curated record. The coding region runs from base 347 to 817 and encodes 156 amino acids.
AGGGAAGAAAAAGAGACAGCUUUUCUAAGCAAAACCCCAAGGCUUUAGCUUUAUCUCUUUUGUUAGAACAAUAACAGCUUUAUCUCUUUAAUCUUUUUAAGUCUUUAUGCUCCCACUUCUGGAUCGGGUCCCAUUCUAGACUUUUUAAACCUUGCAUGUUGAUGGCGAUAGACAAAAAGCCCUUCAUCAGCUUUUCCACGCCACCUAUCUGACUCUUGGAGGCUCAUCUUCUUCACUUCUACCUUUUUUUCUCUCUCUAUAUAUAUCCAAAUCCGGCUUUAUCUUUCUGUAACUGUCUAUAAUCUCUCUCUCUCUCUCUCUCUCUCUCUAUUUUUCUUUCCUCAUCAUGGCCGGCCAUGAAAAUGGCAUCAAGCUCUUUGGAACUACAAUUACGUUGCAAGGUCAACAAAAGCUCAAACAAGAAAGCAAAGAUGGUGGUGGAGCUGAGGCUAAAAGGCCUGACAAAAUCAUACCUUGUCCCAGAUGCGAGAGCAUGGAGACCAAGUUUUGUUAUUUCAAUAAUUACAAUGUUAACCAACCUAGACAUUUCUGCAAAGGCUGCCAGAGAUACUGGACUGCCGGUGGGGCUCUCCGGAAUGUCCCCGUGGGUGCCGGCCGCCGGAAAACCAAACCACCUGAUCGCGGGGGGCAUGCCGGGUUCCCUGAAGGGUGUUUGUUCGAUGGUUCGGGUGAGGUGCACCAGCUUGAGUUGGAUGGGGUGGUGGUGCAAGAGUGGCACGUGGCGGCUCAUGGGAAUUUUCAACAUGUAUUUCCGGUGAAACGGCGACGGAGCAACUCAGGUGGUCAACCUUAUUGAUUUUUAAUUUAUUAUUUUAGGGGCCGGGGCUAUGCUGUUCAGAUAAAUUAAAAGAAAAUUGUACAAUCAAUGCAAGUAGUGCAUAUACAGGCUGGUUUUGAUUAA